This is a messenger RNA of Daphnia carinata, 762 nucleotides long. RefSeq names its product probable ATP-dependent RNA helicase DDX46. The transcript has 3 exons. The record is from RefSeq and is a predicted model, not a curated record. Lineage: Eukaryota; Metazoa; Arthropoda; Branchiopoda; Diplostraca; Daphniidae. The coding region runs from base 223 to 747 and encodes 174 amino acids.
UUGUUUUUUUGUUUUUUUCGAAUUUUAAAGUUCGCCACAUCUGUUGCCGUUCGCGAAUUAGAUGUAUAUAAUCUUAUUUUGGUUGUAAACUAAGGUUGUCCGAACCAUCAUGAAGACUAUAUUCAUAGUUGUGGACGUACUGGAAGAACAGGCAAUAAAGGAUUCGCUUACACUUUUAUCACCCCGGGUCAGCAGAGUACAGCAGGCGAUAUUAUUAAAGCCAUGGAACAAUCGAACACACUAGUUCCAGCUGAACUACAACAUCUUUGGGAUCGAUACAAAUCCAAACUUACUGCGGAAGGAAAAACUGUCCCAUCAGACGGGGGUGGAUUUUCCGGAAAAGGAUUCAAAUUCGCUGAAUCAGAAGCUAUGAUUGUAUCAGAGAAGAAAAAGUUCCAGAUAGCCGCUUUAGGCCUGCAAGAUUCCGAUGAAGAAGAUAUUGAAAAUGACUUGGACGAGCAAAUUGAAACUUUGAUGGCUGCCAAACUAUUAGUGCGGGAAGUUCAAGCAUCCACAAUUGUCACCGGAGGCGGCGGUUCAGUUGCAUCAAGCAUUCCAAGCAAAACAGCUAUCGACAAACUAGAAUUACCGAAGCGGUUAGCCUCAAGAAUGAACCUGGCUAAACAACCCAUUGGACCAGUUCUAACAUUAUUGAGGAUUAUUGAUUCAUUCCUCUUUGGAUCAUUAAUCCAAAUUCAAGUUCCUGACCAUGCUCCUUUUUGGUGCGUAGACCGAGGCCGAAGUUAGUUCCUCAUACAAUAU